Messenger RNA from Paramecium sonneborni, 352 nucleotides. The record is from the annotation of a GenBank genome assembly. NCBI's taxonomy places the organism in Eukaryota, Ciliophora, Oligohymenophorea, Peniculida, Parameciidae.
UUUUAAUGAAAAAAGAUUCUUCUACUAAAAGACCCUAUGAGAAAGUCUCAAAAAUAAAAAGACAGAACCUUGUUAAGUUAGUGUUCCACUAAGGAAUCAAAAUAAAGCAUGUAAUAAUAAAAUCUAAAAAUAGGCUGCUAAACAACUUAAAAUAAACUACGCUGCUGCCAAGACUGUUAUUAGUCAACAUAGAUGCAAUGUCAUUUUAUAGAAUAUACAAUACAAGUCCAACUAGAGGUGUGGAUUUACAACGAUUAAUAAUACUAACAGAUCAUUCAGUUUAAUAUCCAAAUUAGCUGGAGAAAUCAUUAAAGCUACAGACCAUUCGAUACAAGACUUGAAGAAGCUAUGA